CCUCUCUCUCGAACCCAAAAGCACAAAAAGAAAAUGGCCCUCAUGAAGCUACUCGUGUCCAUCGCAAUAACAACCGCAAUCACAAUCGCAGUCAUCACAACCAGAACCAACACUACAACCACCACCAUUAGAGAGUACACAAGCUUUGAUGCACUGAGUGCGCCGACUAUAAGGCCGAACCGGUUCCUGGCUCAAAAGGAAGUUGGCGAGCGAAACCCUAACGCCGCGGACCAUUACAAGAACCCUGAGAUAUGUACCCUAUAUGGAGGGGGAGGAAGCAACUCGACGAUGACAUGCUGCAACAACAAGUGCAUAGACGUGGCCAGUGACAACGAUAACUGUGGCGCGUGUAAGAACAAAUGCAAGUUCUCACAGACGUGUUGUCGUGGCCAAUGUGUUUACGUGGCUUAUGACAAACGCCAUUGUGGACAGUGUAACCAUCCGUGUGAGCUCGGCGAGUUAUGCGUCUACGGUCUCUGUAACUACGCGUGAAUGAUCGAUCCAUCACACGAGAGCGAGGGGGUGUAUAUUACAUUAUAUAUUACACAAGAAACUAAAGCUAAUUAAAAGUUUAUUACUCUUUUAUUAAAAAAAAAAAAAGAAAGAGAAGAAAAAAGACUCUAAUACAUACAUAUAUAUACAGAUUGAACAAUUAUGUACUACAUGGUACAUGGAUGAUGAUAUGUCCAAUUAAUAAGUGGUGGGUGUAAUUUUGAAUCCCAUAACGUUUAUAUAUAUUAAAAACAAUUUUGAUUUUGUUUAUACAGUAAAGAUUCCAAUAAUCUCGUGAAAUUAUGACUAUAUGUCUCUCUGGCUAUUACUUGGAAAUUUGAUAAAACGAAGAUAAUACUAAUCGACGAAAUUAGUAUUGAACGUGUGGACCGUGAAUUAUCCAAUGAAAGGCCAUAAACUAAAUUACGUGAAAAAAUUGUGGCCCGACAUAAUAUUAUUCCCGAAAAAGCCCAAAUUGCUGCAAGGCGUCUCUAGCGAGUGGCGAUGGCAGCUCCUGCGGUGGAGGCAACCGUCGCAACUGCUCUCCGCUCUGUGAUUCUGAGGGCUCGGAAGGCGGCGGAGCAAGUUGGAAGAGAUCCCGAGCGGGUCAGGGUCCUUGCAGUCUCCAAGACUAAACCCGUCUCACUUAUCCGCCAAAUCUACGACGCAGGUCACCGUUGCUUCGGCGAGAAUUACGUUCAAGAAAUCAUCGAUAAAGCUCCACAGCUUCCGGAAGAUAUAGAGUGGCAUUUCGUGGGGCAUUUACAGAGCAACAAAGCCAAAACGCUAUUGAGUCUGACUUUUUGUCCCCAUCUUUAAUUAAAUGAGACUCUCCAAGAUUCUUUUGAUUUAGGGGUUAAGUGAAAGUGAAAGUCUUUUAAUCCAAUGCUUGCAGCUGGAGUCCCAAACUUGGCAAUGGUUCAUGGUGUGGAUGGAGAAAAGGUGGCUAACCAUCUAGAUCGAGCUGUUUCAACCCUUGGGAGACAUCCACUUAAGGUUUUGGUCCAAGUUAACACAAGCGGAGAAGUUUCUAAAUCUGGAAUCGAACCUUCCAGCGUUGUAGAGCUAGCAAGGCAUGUGAAACAGCACUGUCCAAAUCUGGUAUUCUCCGGGUUAAUGACUAUUGGGAUGCCUGAUUAUACGUCUACUCCAGAGAACUUCAGGACACUUUCAAACUGUAGAGCUGAUGUAUGCAAGGCACUUGGAAUGGCUGAGGAUCGAUUUGAACUGUCGAUGGGCAUGUCUGGUGACUUCGAGCUAGCGAUUGAGAUGGGAAGCACCAAUGUGAGGGUUGGUUCCACCAUUUUUGGACCAAGAGAGUACCCCAAAAAAGCAACUUAGCUACUAUUUCCUCAAACAGUUAUAGUAAAAUUCAUGUAUAAUGUUAUUUUGUCGACUAUUAGAAAUAUAAUUAUUCGUUUGUGAUAAACUGAUGUGUAUUCACAAGUUACUUUAUAGAAAUCAAUACAUUGCUAA
Molecule: messenger RNA, 1968 nt
Organism: Arabidopsis lyrata subsp. lyrata
Lineage: Eukaryota; Viridiplantae; Streptophyta; Magnoliopsida; Brassicales; Brassicaceae
Product: stigma-specific STIG1-like protein 1
Source: RefSeq, a predicted model, not a curated record